AUGACGGCCAACGGCCGAGCGGACUUCCGGCGACCCGUUUUUGCACACCUUGACAGCUUGCACUGCUCCCGACGCUGCCUAGCCGUGAUCGUCUUUGCCUGCAUCGCCUUUCGACGUUCGACACCUUGCCACGAAGAGGCCAUCUACAGUCGCUGCAACUCUCGCUGUGAACAAGAGCGUGACAUCUCAACAUUCAUGCGAAAUCUGCGCGUUCCUCGAUCUGACACCGGUGGCUGCUUGUUGAUGUCUUUGGUCAGCUGCACCGAUCCAACGGGCGACUCCGAGCAGACGGUACACCCCCCGCUACGUUUGACACAGCGCUUCGGUACGUGA
Pseudozyma hubeiensis SY62 is the source of this 333-nucleotide messenger RNA. RefSeq lists its product as hypothetical. NCBI's taxonomy places the organism in Eukaryota, Fungi, Basidiomycota, Ustilaginomycetes, Ustilaginales, Ustilaginaceae. The record is from RefSeq and is a predicted model, not a curated record. The coding region runs from base 1 to 333 and encodes 110 amino acids. The transcript is spliced from 3 exons.